ACAAUACUACAAAUAUAAAACAACACUUAGUAUAGACUAUAUAAAUAAAUAACAUGGAAUCACUUAACACAGAAUUUAAAAAAACUUUAUUUUCAGUUUUCUUUGCGACUAUAGUGAUGUCAUCAGUUUGCGACGACACCAGAGACGCUUAUAUGAUUUAUUUACAGAGAGACAAACGAUGACAACAACUUCAAAACAGGCUUUAAAAACCCACUUUGGGUUCGACAACUUUCGGUCUAAGCUACAGGAAGAUGUUGUAAAAGCCGUCCUUAAAGGUGACAGGGAUGUGUUUGUGUGCAUGCCCACUGGAGCAGGAAAGUCCCUCUGCUACCAGCUGCCUGCUGUCUUGGCCGAGGGCAUUACUCUGGUCAUAUCCCCGCUAAUCGCUCUCAUUCAGGACCAAGUGGACCGCUUGAAAAGUCUGAACAUCCCUGCCUGCUCCAUCAACUCCAAGCUCCCAGUAGGCGAGCGCCGUCUGAUCCUGGCUGACCUAGGGAGCAGCAGCCCCAAGCUGAAGAUGCUCUACAUCACUCCAGAGAUGGUGGCCUCGCCCACAUUCCAGCCCUGCCUGACGGGCCUGUGCUCCCGCGGCCUACUAUCUUACCUGGCUGUGGACGAGGCUCACUGUGUCUCACAGUGGGGACACGACUUCAGGCCAGACUACCUCAAACUGGGAGAGCUGCGUGGUCGCUUGCCAGGGGUUCCCUGUUUGGCCCUGACAGCGACAGCACCCAAGAAUGUACAAGAGGACAUUGUUCAAUCCCUGAGACUGCGCUCGCCACUGUCUUUUGUUUCACCUGUGUUCCGCAGUAACUUAUACUAUGAUGUGAUCUUCAGGGAGCUGCUGCCAAACCCUUACGUCCACCUCUAUGCCUUCAUUCAGCAGGCACUGGCACUGGACAAAGGCUCUAAUGGACAGGGUUGUGGGAUUGUGUACUGUCGGACCAGGGAAGGCUGUGAAACAGUGGCUCACCAGCUGACCAAGCUUGGAGUCUUGGCCAAACCGUAUCAUGCAGGUCUGAAGGCAGGGGAUCGCACAGAGGCCCAGAAUGAGUGGAUGCAGGGAAAAGUUCUGGUUAUUGUAGCCACUAUCAGCUUUGGUAUGGGAGUAGACAAGGCCAAUGUCAGGUUUGUAGCUCACUGGAACCUCGCAAAGUCCCUGGCCAGUUACUACCAAGAGUCUGGGCGAGCUGGGAGAGAUGGACUGCCCUCCUCGUGUCGCACAUACUACUCCCCGAAAGAUAAGGAGCAAAUUAACUUCCUCAUCCGCCAGGAGGUGUCCCGCAAGCAGGCAAAACGGGGCUCUGAAAAGCAGACGGACAAAACAGCCAUUACAGACUUUGAUGCCAUGGUGUCAUACUGUGCUCAAGAAUGUUGCCGCCAUGCCACCAUCUCCAAGUUCUUUGGGGACAAGAUGCCAAACUGUGCCGGUGCCUGCGACUACUGUCGUAACCCCAAAGUUGUGCGCGCCCAGCUGGAGAGGGCGGCCACCCUCAGCACCAAGACCGAAGCUCAGAGCAAAGGGCCCACAGGACCGUUUGGUUUCCAGCCGGGCCUUUAUGAAGGAGGAAAGAAGGGCUAUGGAUUUGAAAGGUAUGACGAAGGGGAUGCCAGCAGUGAAGACGAUGGCUCAAACAGGAAAAAGGAGUUUUCAGACCUCUUCAAGAGGCAGAUGAACAUGCGGAAGGUCGCUGAUGGUCAGAAGGAAGCCUUUGUUCCCCCGGAUGCUGACUGCCCACUGAGAGAGGCCAGCAGUCAGAGGAUCCCCAGACUCACCGUAAAGGCCAGAGAGCACUGCUUGUGCCUCUUGCAGGAAGCAUUGUAUGGCCACCAGGGGGCAGAAGACUCAUUCCAUCGCUUUACAUUGUCUUCUCUUUCUCUCAGCAGUGACAUCCUGUCUGCAGCGGUGGAUAUUGAACAUGAGGUCUUCAAGAGCAGCAAGUCCUCCAACUUAUACAAAGCUGCUGUCCUAAAGAAGGUAACAGAGAUGAAGAAAACUGCACCUGGAGAAAAAGGACAAGGUGUCAAGACAGUCUGCAGCAGUGAGUCAAAACUCAAAGAGGAACCUUCCUCCUCGUCUUCUGCCUCUUUUUCUGAGGAGCUGCAGGGCUUCACAUCUGCAUCUGAGAUCUACUCUAUGAAGCGUAAGAGAGUAGGAGCAGGUCUGAGGGGAUCAUCCAACCCCUUCCAGACUGCUAAGGAUCUGCUGAAGGCCUCCAUGUCGGACACUGUGUCUAAUAAGAGGACAGAGAGUGGCGGAUUUUACAGUGACAGCUCAGGAGGCUCUGGAGAUACGGGCGCCGAUGCACCUUCGGCUGUAACGUCGUCCAUCAGAGCCAGAGCGAACGCCGCCGCCACCUUUGUGAACAGCCCGACAAAGGCGGGCAGAGCCAUGAGCAAGAAGCAGCAGAAGCUAGCGGAAGCGGCAAAGAGCUCUCGCAACAUUUCCCAUUAUUUUACGAAGAAAGAAACAACUGAGGACAGCCAGGAGGAGGCGGAGACGCUGAGGGGACUUGAUGCUAUGUUAUCUCACACCACAGCGGUGGUCGCUCAAGAAAGCGUUAGCCAGCAGGAACACUCACCAGAGAUCAGUCCUGUAGAGACUCAGGAUGGGAUCCAAGAAGAAAGUAAAAACAAAGUUAUAGUUAUUACUGAUGAUGAAGAGGAGGAAAAACAUAACACAGAGACGUUGGAGUUGGAGCAGCUUCAAGACACAUCUAUAGAGUAUAUGAAGUCCACUACAGAACCAAACAAACCUGAGGAUGAAGCUAAACCACAUCUAACAUACGGGUUGACAGAUGAUAUAAAAGCGAAUAAGAGCGAGUCGUCUCCUCCAGCGAAGCGCAGCCGCCCCUUAGACAGAAGAGUAACGUUCAACCCCAAUGUGCAGGAGAGGGCCCUGCUCCCCUCCAAUGAGCCACCCAAGCCUGUGACGCUGAAGGAGGCCGCCGAUAUCGUGGUCCGCUAUCUCGACCCCUUUUACACUCAGGGGAAGUUUGCCACCAAGGAGCUGUUUAAGUCCUUUGCCCGCUACUUAUCUCACCUUCUCACAGAGGGCAGGAGUCGGGGGAAAGGCCAAGUUAAAGCAGAAGCCAAAGCUAUCAUCAAGAAGUUCUUCAGCAGAGUCAAUCGUUGUGAGAGCGAGGCAGACUGGAAGCACAUUAAAAGACAGCAGAUCUGUAAAACCACAGAGAACAAGGAAUGAUGAGGCGUGGAAAUGUAGCCAUUUUAGGGUUAAACCCUUUCCUCUUCACAGUGCCUAAGUUUGUCCCGUUCCAGUGAACUUAGGCUUUACCACAGACGCCUGCUGACCAGCUUCAGGGUUGAUUUGCUGCUUUUUUCUAGAAUCAAUGCUGCUGCAAUAGCUUAUGUCAGUAACUGAGCAAUAAUUUGGGCUGUGACAACCUGAGAGAACAGAGGUCAUACCAAUAUGACUGUGAAUGACUGUUUAAAUGUGUGAGUGAUGUAUGUGCAAUUGGUCUUUAUUCAUUUACUACAGUAUGGACCUUUUGUGGGACUGCACUCUUCUUUUUUCAAGUCAAUUAAAUCACACUUAAAUCUCCAGGAAGAUAUGUUUCAAGUCUCUGCAAGUGGAUUUUCAUACUGACCUGAAAUGAACGGACACCAAAGGCUUCUUGGAAUAAACAAGACCAAGGUGUCCACAGCCACGCUAGCAGCUCUGUGACGCCGUACACGGCAGUGCUUUGAGCUAAUUAGCACUGAACACAAAGUACAGCUGAGGCUGAUGAGAGUGUCAUUAGUUUUGCAGGUAUUUGGUUAGAAACCAAUAAAGAUUUUAACAUAUUGGUGCUAGAUGAAAAGUUAGCUCAGUCAGAUCACUAAAGUCCUUAGUGUUCAUCCUCUGGACUAUGUAAGUAUGAACCAAAUUACACUGAGAUAUAUCAUAUAAUUGUUGAGAUAUUUUAGUCUAGACCAUUGUGAUGGACUGAGCAACAGACCAGCUGAUAUUUCCCCCCAUAGAGCCACUAGCAUGCCUAGAAACACAUUAUGGAAAUGGUUGGCAGCAAUGUAAAAAAUGCAUAAUUUAAGUUAAUUGGGG
Molecule: messenger RNA, 4060 nt
Organism: Etheostoma spectabile (orangethroat darter)
Lineage: Eukaryota; Metazoa; Chordata; Actinopteri; Perciformes; Percidae
Gene: recql5
Product: RecQ helicase-like 5
Exons: 19
Coding region: 179-3205 (1008 amino acids)
Biological process (GO): regulation of DNA-templated transcription; double-strand break repair via homologous recombination
Cellular component (GO): nucleus; chromosome; cytoplasm
Molecular function (GO): four-way junction helicase activity; 3'-5' DNA helicase activity; ATP binding
Source: RefSeq, a predicted model, not a curated record